GGCGUUCGAUGCCCCGUGGCAAUUAGGUCAUCACAAAUGUUGUUAUUGUUUUCAACAAUUUGUUAAUUUCAAUGUUCUGCCAAACAGUUGGUAAAGAAACUGCCUUAAAUUCAUGAAGAUCUUGCUUAUUGCUUCGCUGACGUCGGAGACUGGAAAUUUUUCCACAGCCGAUCGAAUAAAGAGAUGUUUAAGUGAUUGUAACGUUGAUUGCUGGCUUCGCUGUGUUACCUGUUUCAAGGAUAGUUUGUCAGUCAAGGAAUUUGUUUACAAACAUAAUCUGGCAUGUGUUCUUGGUAUUCAUGCGUGGAGAACUGGAAGACUUUUGUUAGAUUGCCCUGUACCUUUCUCCAUCAUAUUUGGAGGAACUGAUCUUAAUGAGCACUACAAGAACAAGGACAAGUUGGAAACUAUGAGAAAAGCAGUAGAAAAGGCAAGGUAUCUUGUUGCAUUUAGCAAUUCAAUGAAAAAGCAAGCCCGGGAUCUAUGGCCAAAGUGUGAAGAAAAGAUCAUUUUACAGCCACAAGGUAAUAUUAUUAUUAUGUUACAAUAUGUUUAUCUGUCUGGCAUACCCACUGCCAUUGCAUUGAACCAUGACUGCAAAGGUAGCUCAUGUUACUGUUAUCAGUCACUGUUAUCAGUCACUGCUGUCAGUGGUGGCAGGGUUUGUGCUAUUCCUAGAAUUUCUGGAAAACUCCUGGGAAUCUCAGAUUUUCUUCUUCAGGGCCUUGGAGAAUGCGGGUUAAUUAAUUUUUUUAUUAUUUUGAUUAGUUGUUUCUCUUUUUUCAUAGAUCCACAGAAGCGGUGUCCAAUGCUAAAUGGUUGCAUUGAACAUGAGAGCCCUGGCAUGGUUGUGUUUCUGUUGGUUGCUGGUUUAAGACCAGUUAAAGAUCCACUUUACUUGGCAGCAUCAAUAGCAGAGUGGCAUAAAGAGGACCAUCUUGUCCACUUGGUUGUAGUUGGACCAGAGCUUCACACUGAAUUUGCGAGAGAGGUCAAAUGCAAAGUCCAGAGAUUUCCUGGAGUCAUUGUAUUGCCAUCAUUACAAGCUUGUGACCUUCAUGCAGCAAUGCAAACUUGCUUUGCCGUUGUCAACAGUUCAACCAGUGAAGGAAUGGCAUCUGCAGUUCUAGAGUCCAUGGCAUUGGGUGUACCUGUACUGGCACGGAAUAUCCCUGGUAAUUCUGCUCUGAUAAAACACCGAGAGACGGGACUUCUCUUCAAUACACCUGAAGAAUUUGUCACCUUUGCCAAAGAGUUAAAGGAAUCUCCCUCACUUUGCCAUUACAUAACAACAAAUGCAAAAAAGUAUGUUUGUGAACAUCACUCUAUUGAAGGCGAAAAGAAAACAUACAAGGGGCUUCUGGACAAGCUUGCUCCACACUAACAGCUAGACCAAUGACUCUGACAACUUCAAAGAGAACCAGAAAGAACAGUUGAAGGUGUGAAAAUCAACACAGUUAAAACAUGGGGCUCUGAUGCAACACAGCAUGCUAUGAUCAAGGGACACAA
Molecule: messenger RNA, 1509 nt
Organism: Orbicella faveolata
Lineage: Eukaryota; Metazoa; Cnidaria; Anthozoa; Scleractinia; Merulinidae
Product: glycosyltransferase 1 domain-containing protein 1-like
Molecular function (GO): glycosyltransferase activity
Source: RefSeq, a predicted model, not a curated record